CAACAGGCCGUUUUUAUCUCGUGCCUAUUUCCGUCUGUUUUCCCUUGCCUGAGCCAGCGUCCUGUGGGCUGCAUUCUGCCGAGGGUCUGGCUGGAGAGGCCUUGGCCUCUUCCUGACCUCAAGGCAGCUCUCCUGAGGAAGGGAGCCCAUUUCCUGUUCGCAGACGUGUCUCUGUCCCGUGUGGUCACAGAGAUGCUUCCAGGGUUUGGAGUCUCCUGGCUUCACUGGGAAGAUUGGGACUGAGAAAGGGAGCAGGACAGAACCAGAUAAGACCAAGGUUGGGAAGGGCUCCUGAGAUCCAAGGUCUCAGAGGUGAGAAACAGCAGGGGGGCUUCCUGGCCCGGGCCACCCUCCUCCUGCUAAAUGAAGACCUCCUCACUCCUCGCUCCUCCCAGACCCUCCAAUUCAUAUGGGGGGGACAGAAGUGUUUGUCAUCAGCCAGGUCUCUCUAAAGUAGGCAGAAGGGCACCCCCAUAGCCCUGCACCCACUGCCGGUUUGGAGAAGGGGUGGGGCAUGUUGGGGCCGGUCAGGAGCAGAGGGGGGGAGGACACCAAAGGGGAGGCACCUGCCAAACAAAAGAAGGGGGGCCUUCGAAUGCCCCCCAUGUGGGGGCCAAAGAAAGAGGGUGGGAGACCAGCAGGGCUGCACCACCACCCAGCAAUGCCAAGGCCAGGCCCCUCCCUGAACCGGACCCUGGGGGUUGGGGACACCCCCCCACCGCGGCCACCCUCCGCCCCCGAUUCCCUGUACAAGCUGCAGGCUCAAAGGUUCGAGCCCUCACCGCCGUGGCCGCCCCUGUGAGCUCCCCCCACCCGCUGCGCAGAUGGAGGAGGGACUCGCUGCUGGUCCGCGCCCCCUCCCCGCGCGCGGGCGGCGGUGACAUCACGGCCACGGCUGGAGGGGCGGCGCCGCGCGCACAUCACUUCCUCGGCGCCUCCCGCCGGCGCGGACGGACGGUGGACGGUGGACGGUGGACGGUGGACGGUGGACAGUGGGCGCUCAGGGCGGCGCGAGCAAGGGUGCACGGCUCCGGCCCUCGGCGACCCCGGCCCCAUGGCGGGCCCGGCCCCGCCCGCCGCCGACGAGCUGCCCGGCCCGGCCCGGCGCCUCUACUCCAGGAUGGAGGCCUCGUGCCUGGAGCUGGCCCUGGAGGGUGAACGUCUCUGCAAGGCCGGGGAUUUCAAGGCAGGCGUGGCCUUCUUCGAGGCCGCCGUGCAGGUGGGCACCGAGGACCUGAAGACUCUGAGCGCCAUCUACAGCCAGCUGGGCAACGCCUACUUCUACCUGAAGGAGUACGCCCGGGCACUGGACUACCACCGGCACGACCUGCUGCUGGCCCGGACCAUCGGUGACCGCAUGGGGGAGGCCAAGGCCAGCGGGAACCUGGGCAACACGCUCAAGGUCCUGGGCCGCUUUGACGAGGCUGUCGUCUGCUGCCAGCGGCACCUGGACAUCGCCCAGGAGCAGGGGGACAAGGUCGGGGAGGCGAGGGCACUCUACAACAUCGGCAACGUGUACCAUGCCAAGGGCAAGCAGCUCUCUUGGAACGCCGCACAGGACCCUGGGCACCUGCCGCCUGAUGUUCGCGAGACACUGCGCAGGGCCUCCGAGUUCUACGAGAGGAACCUGUCCCUGGUGAAGGAGCUGGGGGACCGGGCGGCCCAGGGCAGGGCCUACGGCAACCUGGGCAACACCCACUACCUGCUGGGGAGCUUCGUGGAGGCCACGACCUUCCACAAGGAGCGCCUGGCCAUCGCUAAGGAAUUUGGAGACAAGGCGGCCGAGAGGAGAGCCUACAGCAACCUGGGGAACGCCCACAUCUUCCUGGGGCGCUUCGAUGUGGCCGCUGAGUACUACAAGAAGACGCUGCAGCUGUCGCGGCAGCUCCAGGACCAGGCAGUGGAGGCGCAGGCCUGCUACAGCCUUGGCAACACCUACACGCUGCUACAGGACUACGAGCGGGCCGCUGAGUACCACCUACGGCACCUGCUCAUCGCGCAGGAGCUGGCUGACAGAGUGGGCGAAGGCCGGGCAUGCUGGAGUCUGGGGAAUGCCUACGUGUCCAUGGGGAGCCCAGCGCAGGCCCUGACAUUUGCCAAGAAGCACCUGGAGAUCUCCCAGGAGAUCGGGGACCGCAACGGGGAGCUCACGGCCCGCAUGAAUGUGGCACAGCUGCAGCUGGCGCUGGGCCGGCUGACCAGCCCGGCGGCCGCGGAGAAGCCUGACCUGGCUGGCUACGAGGCCCAGGGGGCCAGGCCCAAGAGGACGCAGAGGCUGAGUGCGGAGACCUGGGACCUGCUGAGGCUCCCCCUGGAGAGGGAGCAGAAUGGAGACAGCCACCAUUCAGGGGACUGGCGGGGGCCGGGCAGGGACCUGCUCCCCCUCCCUGUGAGGAGCAGGAAGUACCAGGAAGGGCCAGACACCACUGAGAGGAGGCCGCGGGAGGGCGGCCACUCCCCGCUGGACAGCGCGGACGUCCGGGUGCAGGUGCCUCACACGAGUGUCCCUCGGGCCCCGUCCGCUGACGAGGAGUGCUUCUUUGAUCUGCUGAGCAAGUUCCAGAGCAGCCGCAUGGACGACCAGCGCUGCCCCCUGGAGGAGGGCCAGCCCGGGGCCGCCGAGGCCACGGCUGCCCCCAACUUGGAGGAGAGGAUCGCCCGGCCCCGCCCAGCCUCAGGCCUGACCCGCAGUGGCCCUGCCGCAGCCCAGCCCUCGCUGACAGCCUCCCCCCAGACCGAGGAGUUCUUCGACCUCAUCGCCAGCUCGCAGAGCCGCCGGCUGGAUGACCAGCGGGCCAGCGUGGGCAGCCUGCCCGGACUGCGUAUCACGCACAACAACCUGGGGCACCUGCGCGGUGACGGGGACCCCCAGGAGCCAGGGGAUGACUUCUUCAACAUGCUCAUCAAGUGCCAGUCCUCCAGGAUCGACGACCAGCGCUGCCCACCACCCGACGUGCUGCCCCGCGGCCCCACCAUGCCCGACGAGGACUUCUUCAGCCUCAUCCAGAGGGUGCAGGCCAAGCGGAUGGACGAGCAGCGGGUGGACCUCGCUGGGAGCCCGGAACAGGAUGUGGGCGGGCCGCCUGAGCCCCGACAACAGUGCCAGCCGGGCGCCAGCUAAGGCCUCACGCCCACCAGCCAGGCCCGCCCCACCCCCACUCCUGGACGCCGGGUUGGGGGCUCACAGCUGUCCAGGAUGCCCAUGGCCCCCCGAGAAGCCAAAUCCUCCCGGGGCCAUGGCUAAGGGCAGGCUGUGAGCCCACUGAGCCGGACACUGAGCACACAGCCCACAUGGCGUCCCCUCCCCAGGGCGGCAGGCUCGGGCAGCUCUGGGGAAGGGCAUGCUUUGGCCCGGGCCGGCCCCCACAUGGUACACGGCUUCCUGCAGGCCGGCCCGGCCCAGCCUUGCCCUCACCCUGGCCCCUGCCCCCGGCUGGGCCUUCAGCAUGUCGGCCCCAAACCCUGGUGCUGUCUAGACCCUCCGUGCCCUCUCCCUGCCCCCUGCCCAGCUCCGUCCUGCUGGCCAAAUGUGAAACCCUGCCCCUCCCCCAAGCCCCCAAAGCUGUCUCUGAGGCCUCUUCUCUGGGCCAUUUCUGUCCUCCCAAGGCUGGUCCCAGGGAUGCCCGUGCACAGACAUGCUUGCCCCAGUCCAGGCCUCUCCCCUCCGGGGGGGCGCCCUCUAGCCCCUCUUCCCUCCCUCCUACCCGGCUGGAGGAGGAGGAGGAGGGCAGGCACGGAGAGCCCCGAGGCAGGCCCGGUGCCCCCCACCCUGACGCUUCAGGUCCAGCCCUGCCGUGCGCUGCCACCCUGUCUCACGCAGUGGGGAGGGAUGGGGAGGAGCCCACCUUCCUCCACUCCAAGCCCCGCAGCCAGGAACGGGCCACCUGGUCCCGGGGAUUCCGAUUGGCAGCGAGGUCUGUCCCCCCAGGGUGUCAGGGCGGGCGGCGGGCGCGGGGCCUCCAGCUCUGCAGCCAUGGGGGAGUCUGGGGUCAGCUCAAGUCAGCCCCGUCCCCCCAUGAGCUCCCAGCCCUCACUCCCAGCAGCCGGGGGAGAUGCCGUCCCUGCCUCGUCCCGUGGGGAGUGUCGAGUCGGCCCUCAGCGUGGGGCAGGAGUCAGGCCCCCUCGGGGACCGUGGCCUUGGCCCACCCCCUGUGGGGCCCACCACCAGCCUUCUGGAGCGUUCCUGGGGGGAGCCAGAACCCCACCCCCAGAGUGUGAGGCAGCACCUCCCUGGGGGCCCUGGCCCGGCCCCACGGUCCUGCUCUCCGAGCGUGGGGAGGCGGCAGGACCGCGCCCUGCAGCACAGCCUGGGGGCCUCCAGUGAUGACCGCUCUGAAGGGGCGUGGGGCCCCGGGGGCAGGCGGGCUGGUGGGCAUGGGACAGACGGAGCACAGGCCGUGUGGCCGCCCUGUACUUGAAUGUACUGCGUAUUUAUUCCUCACACGUGUUUGCAAUGUUGUCAGUAGGUCCUUUCAGACCCAAGAGGUACAUUGUUUUUCUGUUUUUUCCCAAAAAAUAAAGUCUGCCAAGUGAA
Molecule: messenger RNA, 4534 nt
Organism: Equus quagga
Lineage: Eukaryota; Metazoa; Chordata; Mammalia; Perissodactyla; Equidae
Gene: GPSM1
Product: G protein signaling modulator 1
Exons: 15
Coding region: 1055-3121 (688 amino acids)
Molecular function (GO): protein binding; GTPase regulator activity
Source: RefSeq, a predicted model, not a curated record